Molecule: messenger RNA, 1563 nt
Organism: Ochotona curzoniae (black-lipped pika)
Lineage: Eukaryota; Metazoa; Chordata; Mammalia; Lagomorpha; Ochotonidae
Gene: GLIS2
Product: GLIS family zinc finger 2
Exons: 6
Coding region: 1-1563 (520 amino acids)
Biological process (GO): regulation of transcription by RNA polymerase II; smoothened signaling pathway
Cellular component (GO): nucleus
Molecular function (GO): DNA-binding transcription factor activity, RNA polymerase II-specific; RNA polymerase II cis-regulatory region sequence-specific DNA binding
Source: RefSeq, a predicted model, not a curated record
AUGCAUUCCCUGGACGAGCCGCUUGACCUGAAGCUGAGCAUCACCAAGCUCCGGGCGGCGAAAGAGAAGCGGGAGAGGACACUGGGUGUGGCCCGGCACCGUGCUCUGCACCGGGAGCUCGGUCUGGUGGAUGACAGCCCUACACCUGGCUCCCCGGGCUCCCCACCCUCAGGCUUUCUAUUGAACCCCAAGUUCCCUGACAAGGUGGAGGGGCGCUUUUCUGCGGCCCCUCUGGUGGACCUCAGCCUGUCACCACCAUCUGGGCUGGACUCCCCGACAGGCAGCACCUCGCUGUCCCCCGAGCGGCAGAGCAGUGGAGACCUGUCUGCAGCGCCUGCAGCCCCGGACUUCCAGCGCUGCCUGGAUGGUGUCCCCAGCUCCUUCCACUUCUUCCUGCCCCUGGGCUCUGGGGGUGCCUUGCACCUGCCCGCAUCCUCCUUCCUCACCUCCCCUAAGGACAAGUGCCUCUCACCAGAGCUGCCCCUGCCUAAGCAGCUGGUGUGUCGCUGGGCCAAGUGCAACCAGCUCUUUGAGUUCCUGCAAGACCUGGUGGACCACGUCAACGACCACCAUGUCAAACCUGAGAAGGAUGCUGGGUACUGCUGCCACUGGGAGGGCUGUGCCCGCCAUGGCCGUGGCUUCAACGCCAGGUACAAGAUGCUCAUUCACAUCCGCACACACACCAACGAGAAGCCGCACCGCUGCCCCACCUGCAACAAAAGCUUCUCCCGCCUGGAGAACCUGAAGAUCCAUAACCGGUCCCAUACCGGUGAGAAGCCCUACGUGUGCCCCUACGAGGGCUGCAACAAGCGCUACUCCAACUCCAGCGACCGCUUCAAGCACACACGCACACACUACGUGGACAAGCCCUACUACUGCAAGAUGCCUGGCUGCCACAAGCGCUACACAGACCCCAGCUCACUGCGCAAGCACAUCAAGGCCCAUGGCCACUUUGUGUCGCAUGAGCAGCAAGAGCUCCUACAGCUGCGCCCACCCCCAAAACCGCCGCUGCCUGCCCCUGACGGCGGCCCCUAUGUUAGUGGGGCCCAGAUUAUCAUCCCCAACCCUGCGGCCCUCUUUGGAGGCCCUAGCUUGCCCGGCCUGCCCCUGCCCUUACCCCCUGGCCCCCUUGACCUCAGUGCCCUGGCCUGUGGGAACGGUGGGGGUGGUGGGACUGGGGGGGGCAUGGGCCCUGGGCUGCCGAAUCCUGUCCUGCCCCUCAACCUGGCCAAGAACCCAUUGUUGCCCUCGCCCUUUACAGCUGGUGGACUGGGCCUACCUAUGGUCUCCCUCCUCGCCAGCUCCGCUGGCGGCAAGGCUGAGGGGGAGAGAGGACGUGGGUCAGCGUCCACCCGGGCCCUGGAGGGCCGAAAGACACCCCUUGAAAGGACGGAGAGCAGUCGCUCCCGGCCAGGCCCUGACGGUCUCCCUCUGCUGCCAGGCACCGUGCUGGACCUGUCUACGGGCGUCAACUCGGCAGCCAGCAGCCCGGAGGCGCUAAACCCUGGCUGGGUGGUCAUCCCUCCAGGCUCUGUGCUACUGAAGCCGGCCGUAGUGAACUGA